CGGCGUCUCCCGAGAUCAACCCCGGCUACGAGAGUGUAUAUCCGUCAACAACUCAACGAACAGCUCAAAUGGCUGGACACUCGGGUGGACUCUCAGGCAUCGAUCGUGACGGAGAUCCAGGAUUAUUUUCGGAGACGAGCCGAAGUCGAAAUCGAAUAUUCUAAGCAGUUGGACAAGCUAGCGAAGCAGCUGUUGCUCAAGCACAAGAGCGAAAAACCCAAGCGGGAGCAGUGGCACCUUUUUUCAUCGUAUCAAUGUUGGCUCCAAUUGAUCAACACGACUCGGAAACAAAGCAGCGACCAUGCCAAGGUGGCUGAAGUGUACCAGAAUCAUCUGACGGCCCGGCUGCUGCACGCAGCUGAAGAUGUGCAACGGGUGUAUCGGAAAUGCCGCAACAUCGGAAUCGAUGAACACGAAGAACUGCUCAAAAUUCUGCACGAACUUCAUACGACAAUGAAAACCUACCAUUCAUACUGGGCUCUGGAGCAACAAGCAGCUUCGAAACUGGCCGUAGUCGAGACGAAUCUCAGCAAACUCGAGCAAGGUCUUCCGAAGGACAAAGUCGCGAAAUCGAGGAGAUAUCGUCUGCUCAACAAAGAACGGCAGAAACGCUGGGACAAGGGCGAGGAAGCACGCGUCAAGGCGCUCAAAGCACGCAACGAUUACGUACUAUGCGUGGAAGCCGCGAACGCGGCUGUACAGAAGUACUUCGUCGACGAUGUCUCGGAUCUAAUCGACGCGAUGGAUUUCGGUUUCCACACGAGUCUUUCCCGAUGUCUACUCAUGUACAAUUCGACGCUAGAAUGUCAAUACAAAUCGCUCAAGGGAAGUCGAGACGCAAUGAAGAAGUGCUUGGAGACGCUCGACUCGCGGGCCGACAAACAGAAGUUUCUCGAGAGCUACAACACCGCGUUCAUGGCGCCGCCGAAAUUCGCGUUCCAAACCCACAAGGGCGACGUGUCCCCGAUGAAGGUCGUCAACGUGGAACGGGCUCAAGUUCAAGUCGAGGACGCUAUCUUCGAAGAUAUGGAGCAGAGAUUCCGCCUACUACAGAACCGCCUCACCGAUCUAAAGAUCGAAAACGAGGAAGUUUGGAAAACGUUAGAGACGGCCGAGAAGACACUCAUGAACAUGAUCGAGUCGAGGGACUACGACAUGUCUCCUCACUUCGACUCGGGCUCCGAUCAGCCGCAGGUUUCGAUUCUCAAUUCGGCGGUUCCCUCUUCCAUCGGCGGACAUUCGAUGGAAUUCAAAACGAGUCUGCAAUCCAAUGUAAUUCCCAAAACGCCUGAAACAGCUGCAAUCAAGCUCCGGGCGGACAAACAGGAAACCGAGGAUUUCUACUUGGAGAAGUUCCGGGAGUAUUCGACUCAAUGCUCAAUCAUCUCGCGUCUCCAAGCGCGGUACGACUGCAUGGAGAACGCUCUGACGAAGAAUUCCGGAGUCGAGAGGGCACGAAGUAAUUUCGGUGCAGUGGGGCCACCGAAGCGGCCUCGAAGGAAGCGAAUCGGACGGCAGGCCGUAACCGGGCAGCCGAAACUUUUCGGGGGCAGUCUAGAAGAAUACGCUGAGGCCACCAAUCAGGAUAUUCCGCUGAUAAUCCGGAGCUGUAUCCGAGUGAUAAACCUCUAUGGGCUCCAUCACCAGGGAGUUUUCCGCGUUUCGGGAUCGCAGGUCGAGAUCAAUAACUUCCGCGAAGCUUUCGAAAGAGGUGAAGAUCCGCUGGCGGAUAUUUCAGAUGCGUCGGAUAUAAAUUCCGUGGCGGGGGUCCUGAAAUUAUAUCUCAGGGAGCUCCGCGAACCACUGUUCCCCAUAUUCUUCUUCGAUCAACUGAUGGAAAUCAGCCAGUUGACAUCGAAGGAACGCGAAAAAGAGUUCGUCUCGAGGGCGAAGGAUGUCGUGAAGAGGCUCCCGAGACCUUCGUUUUCGGUGCUGCGUUUCCUCUUCGCUUUCCUAAACCACUUAUCCGAACUGAGCGACGAGAAUAUGAUGUGUCCGUACAAUCUGGCGAUUUGCUUCGGUCCAACCUUACUGCCCAUCCCCGAGGACAAGAACCCGGUGCAGUACCAGCCGCUGGUGAACGAGCUGAUCAAGGGUCUAAUAAUUCAUCAGGAGGAAAUUUUCCCCGCGUCGGAAUACGGCGGGAUCCUGUAUGAGAAAUACAUUAGCUCCUCAGAAGAUCAGCCUCCUGAAGAUCUAGACUCACCGUCGGACGUCUCUCAGACUAACAUCACUCUCGAGACUGAGGAACCUCUGAAUAACACAGAUGGUAUGGGCAUCAGGGGGUUGGCUUCAUAAAAUGAUCUAGUCAACGACGAGCCCGAGAUCUCAAUGAAUUUAUUUGGGAAAGAAGACGUUCUUGAAGUUGUCGCCCAGUACGACUUCACGGCGCGUCAUCAACGAGAGUUGUCUUUCAAAAGAGGAGACGUUAUCCAUCUUACGGAGCACCUUUCGGCCGAUUGGUGGAAAGGCUCAUUGAGGGGACAACAGGGUCUCGUGCCUGACAAAUACAUCAUGCUCAACAUUAGGGACGAAAACCGCGAAGGCUCUCAGAAAGACAAAACGUCGUCAUCGUCGGACAGCCUCGGUUCACCGGCUUCGCAACGAGAGCUUAACUCUGCAACGUCGACAAAAUCAGCGAACUCGCCUGACGGAAGUAUUUCGUCGCUCACGGCAGAACCUCGCUUUCGGAGGAGAUCUCUCAGUCCCAGCUCGACCGGUACGAAGAGUUCCACGGUAGACUCGGUGUCGAAAAACAUCUUAUCCAUCGGUCACGAGACCGCACCGUGUAGACUCUGAAGAGAUCUAGGGGCGAAGUAGCUCCCUCCGCCUCGCCGAUCAUAAUUCAGGGUCGGCACUGUAUAGCCUCCCGUAGAUUGGCGGAUGACUCGGGAAAGAUCACUCAAGUCUCCCCCCGUAUGAUGUUGGAAAAAAUCCAAAUGAGAGAUCUGGUUCUGCAGUCCUCAUUAUUGUACAUUACGUCCUGCGAUCUUCCUAGCGGGAGCCGACGCUGCUCAGACAGGAAGAUUUGUAGGUAGAGGAUCGUUCACGUCUAGAGUCAAGAUCGAAACGAAAUAAACGUAUCCCAAAAA
Molecule: messenger RNA, 3092 nt
Organism: Galendromus occidentalis (western predatory mite)
Lineage: Eukaryota; Metazoa; Arthropoda; Arachnida; Mesostigmata; Phytoseiidae
Product: SLIT-ROBO Rho GTPase-activating protein 1
Exons: 11
Biological process (GO): signal transduction
Molecular function (GO): protein binding
Source: RefSeq, a predicted model, not a curated record